This is a messenger RNA of Arvicanthis niloticus (Nile rat), 2954 nucleotides long. RefSeq names its product sperm associated antigen 1 (gene Spag1). The record is from RefSeq and is a predicted model, not a curated record. Gene Ontology annotation, molecular function: protein binding. Gene Ontology annotation, cellular component: cytosol. Lineage: Eukaryota; Metazoa; Chordata; Mammalia; Rodentia; Muridae.
AGGAACGACUCCACGCUUGCAGCCAUGACUGCUAAGACUAAGGACUGUCCAUCAUUGUGGGGCUUUGGAACGACAAAAACAUUUAAAAUUCCCAUUGAACAUUUGGAUUUCAAGUAUAUUGAAAACUGUUCAGAUGUGAGACACCUGGAAAAAAUUCUUUGUGUGCUGAGGUCUGGUGAAGAAGGCUAUUAUCCUGAACUCACGGAAUUUUGUGAGAAGCGCCUCACCAUCUUGGCUCCCAGAAGUCGAGCUCUGAGGAAGGACAAGCCCGCAGCGACAGCGGCCAGCUUUUCAGCAGAAGAGUGGGAAAAAAUCGACAGUGAUCUAAAGAGCUGGGUAUCAGAAAUCAAAAGAGAAGAAAAUAUACGACACUUCCAUGACCCUGAGAAACAUCCAGGAGUGGAAGACCCUCUGCCUCCUGUUCGUGGCUCCAACUGCUGUCCUUACAGAGGCAAGGAAACAUAUUCUAAAAGUAAAACAGCUAAGAAGAAGAUUCCAAGGGAUUAUGCAGAGUGGGAUAAAUUUGAUGUGGAAAAAGAAUGUUCCAAGAUUGAUGAGGAUUACAAAGAAAAGACUGUCAUAAACAACAAGGCUCAUUUGUCUAAAAUUGAGACAAAAAUAGAAACAGCAGGUUUGACAGAGAAGGAAAAGAGUUUUCUUGCCAAUCGUGAGAAGGGGAAAGGGAACGAGGCGUUCUACUCGGGGGACUACGAAGAGGCUGUGAUGUAUUACACCAGGAGCUUAUCAGCCCUUCCCACCGCCACAGCCUAUAACAAUCGAGCUCAGGCUGAAAUCAAGUUACAGCGAUGGAGCAGUGCUCUUGAAGACUGUGAGAAGGCCUUGGAGCUGGAGCCUGGAAACAUCAAAGCUCUCCUGAGACGGGCUACCACAUAUAAGCAUCAAAACAAGCUCCCCGAGGCCCUGGAUGACCUGAGAAGGGUGCUGCAGGUAGAGCCUGACAAUGACCUGGCCAAGAAAACCUUGUCAGAGGUUGAAAGAGAUCUGAAGAAUUCAGAGCCUGCCUCUGAGCUCCAAACCAAAGGGAAGAGGAUGGCUAUUGAGGAAAUUGAAAACUCAGGAGAUGAAGGUGGAAAGGGAAGCGGAGAUGAGCGUGAAGAUGGCAGCACAGAUGAGGCGGCCAUGGGCAACAUCCAGAAGAAGCUGAUGAUCCGGAGCGAGGGUAGCAGGCGGUCGCGGCGGAGCCGGACAUCAGGGCCCCGAGCCGAGCAGCAGGGAGGCCUGCGAGAGACUCCAGCGGGUACCGGCGACAAACACCACCCGGAGGAGCCGCGAGCCGCAGACGGUCCCAGCGUCCUUAAGAGCCGCGGCAACGAGCUGUUCCGCGGCGGGCAGUUCUCGGAGGCAGCCGCGCAGUACUCGGUGGCGAUAGCGCAGCUGGAACCCACAGGAAGCGCAAAUGCGGAUGAGCUAAGCAUCUUGCAUUCAAAUAGAGCGGCAUGCUACCUCAAAGAAGGGAACUGCAGGGGCUGCAUCCAGGAUUGUGACAGGGCUCUGGAGCUUCAUCCGUUCUCAGUGAAGCCUCUUCUGCGGCGAGCGAUGGCCUAUGAGACCUUAGAGCAAUACAGGAAUGCAUAUGUGGAUUAUAAAACAGUGCUGCAGAUAGAUUGUAGGAUCCAGCUGGCCAGCGACAGUAUUAACAGAAUAACAAGAAUCUUAAUGGAGCUAGAUGGAUCAAAAUGGCGUGAGAGACUGCCACCCAUUCCUACUGUACCCGCAUCUGAGCCACUGCAAGCUUGGAGCCCUGCUGCAGAGACCCCAGACCAAGAUCCAUGUCCCAACAACUACAGGCCCAGCAUCCCAGAUGAAAAAAUGUUUCAAGCCCUUAAGGAAGAAGGAAAUCAACUUGUAAAGGACAAAAACUAUAAAGACGCCAUUAGUAAAUACAACGAAUGCUUACGGAUUAACAGCAGUGCGUGUGCCAUCUAUACAAACAGGGCUCUCUGUUACUUGAAGCUGGGCCAGUUUGAAGAGGCAAAGCUGGACUGUGACCAGGCGCUUCAGAUAGACAGCAAGAAUGUGAAAGCCUGUUACAGACUGGCGCUCGCCCAGAAAGGACUCCAGAAUUGCCGGGAAAGCAUGGUAGACCCCAGUCAAGUCCUCCUAAGCCCAGAUUCUGGUGAGGCAGCCAGGCACCUGGACACUAAGGAUGACACAGCACCUCCCAGCAAAGAAAGGGAGAGGAAGAGAAUUGAAGUCCAAGAGGUGGAUGACAGCAGUGAUGAGGAGCCUGAGAGACCCCCAGAGGCCUCUGCCACCUCCCCGCCUGCCAAAGAGGGGGUGGAAGACAGGCGGUCUGCAGAACCAGCCGAACAACUUGAGGUCUCCAGGCCCAGGAAUGCCUAUGAGUUCGGACAGGUCCUAAACACUAUCAGCGCCAGGAACGAUUCAGAGGCCUGUGCACGUCUUUUAGCCAUCACUGCACCCAAAGACCUGCCGGUGCUGCUAAGUAACAAACUUGAAGGGGACAUGUUCCUCCUCAUCAUUCAGUCACUGAAAAGCCACCUUGUGGCCAAGGACCCCUCCCUGGUGUAUGAGCAUCUCUUGUAUCUGAGCCGAGCAGAGAGGUUUAAGAUGAUGCUGACACUAAUCAGCAAAGGCCAAAGGGAGCAGAUGGCGCAGCUGCUUGAUGGCCUGUCGGACACACGGGCCAACUGUUUCACUGCAGAGGAUGUCCAGGCCCUACGAAGGCAGUAUGAGCUUUAACUUGGGGUUGCUCAGUUCAAGACAGCAUUGUGAUGGUGUUCCAUGGGUACAGCCACACCCACAAGGAUCCCUGUUUGGACAUCAGAUGUUGUACUUAUUUUUAUAUCCAGAACAUGUAUAUUCUACAAUCUGAUUUUUACUGUAAAUAUUCUCUUCUGUACUAGAGCCAACACCUUUAUAUUUAUAACCAUAUUCAGAACUUGGCAAAUUAUACUCUAACUUAUAAUACA